AUGGAUUUACUGUAUCCCGAGAAGAAGGACGCCUUCGACAGUUUGCUUGCGAACUUCACCCCCUCGAACUUACGAUCUGCCCCAUCUCUAUUACUAUCUUCCUCCCGCCCGGCUUCACAGAUGACUAGCCAUAUUGACGCGGACCUCACGCGCUUGGACGAGUUCUCGCGCGCGCUGAGGACGGAGCGCAACAAAUGCGUACACCUACUUCGUCUGCCCGUGGAGGUCAUCGGAUACAUCAUCGAGCUCUGCGCGCGUGCAGAGCCGCCCCGACCUGUACAGAACCCUGCGGGUCCGGUUCACCAACGCCCGGGCUCCUUCCCUCCAGGGUGGUUAGGCUGGGUCAGAAUGGGACAUAUAUGCACAUUCCUUCGACAAGUCCUUCUGGAGAUGUCGGCGCUUUGGGCGACGGUGCCCUUCACGCUAUCUAGAGGCCAUACGGAGAUCAUGGCCAGGGCACGCGAUGCCCCGCUCGUCGUAGACUUGCGCUUGAAUCACUCUUGGUCUGAAUUCCUGCUUCAAUCCGCCGAGGCGCAUUUUUCAUCGGCGAGACUCAUACGGAUCAAAGGAGAAUUCCACAGACCUUCUCUGAGUUCAUUGGAGUUAGGGAUGAAGGACUUCAGAGCGCUGGAGGAGCUCGAGUUAUCUGGAUGGACUAUGGAUCAGAACGUGACUAGGGAUACCAUCGACCUCCCACCCAUACGAGCGCCCCGUCUCCGUCAUCUUCAGCUCGACAAUCGCUUUAUACCCUUCAAUCCAUCGGCUUUGCAAUCGCUCACCCUUAAUUACCACGAGUCGAUGCCUUCUUCGUCUGGUCCCAAGCAUUUUCAUGGUCCAGCUUUCUUAGAGUUGCUGUCCCGUUGCACAAGUUUACAGCGACUCUCUCUUGGCGGCAUGCAAAUCGACGAACUACCGACACCCUCGUCGGCUCGCGCGCCUAUAUCUCUGCCACGCUUGAAAUAUAUCGCGAUGAUUAGCAACGUCGCCUUCUGUCGUUCUGUCUGGUCCAACCUCAUUCUCGACCCGCAUAUCUGCGUCAAGGUCACCCUCAUCAGCCCUUACCCUCAGGAUGACAAUGUCUCUGAGAUACAAGCGGUACUCGCGGAUGAAGAUGCUUUCAUAACCACACUUCUCCGCCGCUUCAGCGAUCCGGAAGCACCGAGUGUCACCGGCGUCAGCCUGGAUUUCCGAGAACAGGACCUUUGUCUCGCACUCGCCGUGAGCGACGUGGGAGCUUUCACGGACGAAUAUCAAGGGCCCUUCAAGGAUGAUAGGGCUUUCGCGUUGGACGUCUACUCGCGGAGACACGACCGAGGUCUCCGAGCAGCCCUCUUCGAGCGACUCUUGGUCGAUCUGCCGAAACAGGUUGACUUGUCCAACAUCGACGCACUGGGGCUUACGCUAUACCGAGAUAACACUAUCACGCCAGCCCAAUGGCUUGAACUACUCGCGCCCUAUCAUUCGGCGCGGGAUCUCGUCCACGACGAGUUCCCUCCGCAACAUGCUUUUUGGGCUGCGCUAUGUCCACCUGCUGAAGUCCCACUUGCCCUCCCGAACGUCCGCACUCUGUUUGCUCUACCCGAAGAGCCCCAGAGCAUGUACGACUUCAAUUCAAUGGCGUCGACACUCAGCGAACGGCACGUUCCUUGGGCAGAUAUACCGGCUGGCCUCCAUCGUCGCGCGAGCCGCGGGGCUGCCAUUGAGCGUAUCGUGUUGGGGACGUACUGGGAUAUAUCAAAGGUCGUAGGCGCGGAAGGCUUACAGGCCCUUCGAUCUGCAGUUCAGGAAGUAGUGGACACCCGACAGUAUGUCAAUGGGUAUCUGGUAGUGCCUGACUUUGAUGAUUGA
This is a messenger RNA of Peniophora sp. CBMAI 1063, 1848 nucleotides long. NCBI's taxonomy places the organism in Eukaryota, Fungi, Basidiomycota, Agaricomycetes, Russulales, Peniophoraceae. The record is from the annotation of a GenBank genome assembly.